AUGGAGAGGUCAAGAGUAUGGAGAGGUGUCAGUGGAAGCAGCAGCAGCAGCAGCAUGUUUGAGAAGAGCCGAUGCCACCUGAGAGACAGAGAUGAUGCAAAUUCUUUCUGGUCGAAUCUGAGACCUAAUGUUGACCAUGGUCAACAACAACAGCAUGCUCAUCAUCCUCACGUAGCUGACGUGGAUUUGAAAACUCCUUCUCCUCCUCCUCAUCCUUGCACUGAUGAUCAAGAAAUAAGCGUUUUUGACGCCCGCAAGUACUUGAACAAUGAAUUAAGCAUCAUCAAUGACAUCGACACCCAAAAGGUUUCUGGUGAAACAGUUUCGAGAUUUUCUUGGGCCGCAGGUUCUUCAAUAUCUGCAGUUGAUGAUGAUAAUAUUAGUUAUAGUAGUAUGGGUAGAAAUAACUACCCGCGAGCUCGUUCUUUCCACGUGGUUGCUGCCUCCGCCACUGCCGCCACCACUCCAACGGCUUCUUCGGAGGCCAGCUGGAACAGCCAGCCUGGCCUCUUAUCUCGUCCUCGUGGUCCUGCCGGCGCCGCCAACAUCACAUUCAUGACGUCAUUGCAUAGUGGCAGUGCUGCUAAUCAUAAUGCUGCUCCUCAUCCUUAUCACGACAAUGUGAAGGAGGAGAAGGAGAUGAAGAAGAAAUUGGGUGUACGAUGGUUCAGUAUUUUCCCAACGAGAAGAUCAAGGAGAUGCCCCUGCUCCGGAAAGAAAUCGGUUCGAGUUGCUGAUCCCGAGACUAAAUCAUCAAUUCCAAACAUGUCAUCAUCAGUCAAUCGAGUCGGAGUCGGAGUCGGAGUUAGAGUUGGAGAGAGUAUUACCAUUAAUAAUGGCAAUAUGGCAACCACCAAUGUUGUUACAGCCGGCGAUUCGAACUCUUCCUUAAUCGCGCCGCCGAUCGACAACCGUCGUCACCUAGUGUGGCCCGGUCCAGAACGGCGUCGUCCGGAGUGGGAUGAGCACCAACAGAUCACUGCUAACAAUAUGCCUAGGCCUACUACUACUAGUGGUGGGUUUAGCUUUCCUAUAUUGAAAGUGAAUGGGAUUGGGGGCACGUCCACCGAUGCAAGUUCUGAUUUGUUCGAGAUCGAGAGCUUCUCUACCACUUAUGCCCAAACACAAAAUUACUCUCGCACCCGCGGCGAGUCGUUGGAUGAGGAGGAUGCAAUCGGCCGCGGUCGACGCGGUUUGGGUGCCAAUAUCAACUCGGGAUCCGAUGGCCACGAUUCAAUCACGUCAACCGAUCAGUACUGCUACGAGCCGAGCGAGGCCAGCAUCGACUGGAGCGUCACCACGGCUGAGGGCUUCGACCGACCAUCCGAUCACCAUCAUCAUCAUCAAGAUCAUGAUCGUGAUGUUGCCGACGUGGCACAAAUUAUGAAAGUGAGCAGCAGCAGCAAAGGGAACAAUAUUGGGUUGUUGAGCUGUCGACGUGAGAAGGCGGUUAGUGUGGGGCCUAACCCAGUGAGAUUGAUCAUGCUGCCUCCUGCUGCUCCUGCUGCAGCACCUGAUCAGAAUCGACAUCCUGGUGGAGGAGCAGGACCCACCAAAACUCUAUCACCAUCGUCAAAUUCCAGGAUGAGGCAUGUGGGGAGUAGGCCAGGCUUAGCCCAUAAUAAUAAGCCACCGCUUGCAGCUCGGAUGUCUGUUCCUUUUGCAACAUCCGCACAGCCAGUCAUCUGA
Molecule: messenger RNA, 1689 nt
Organism: Prunus avium (sweet cherry)
Lineage: Eukaryota; Viridiplantae; Streptophyta; Magnoliopsida; Rosales; Rosaceae
Source: RefSeq, a predicted model, not a curated record